Messenger RNA from Limanda limanda (common dab), 1785 nucleotides. RefSeq names its product CSC1-like protein 1. The record is from RefSeq and is a predicted model, not a curated record. The transcript is spliced from 16 exons. Gene Ontology annotation, molecular function: calcium-activated cation channel activity. Gene Ontology annotation, cellular component: plasma membrane. Bases 1 to 1785 code for a protein of 594 amino acids. Lineage: Eukaryota; Metazoa; Chordata; Actinopteri; Pleuronectiformes; Pleuronectidae.
AUGGGCAAAGACAAGGAACGGGUCAUUGAGGUAGAACAAGCCAAUGGAAACCCUCCAUCUCCGUCUACUAAGGCUGAACAGACCAGAAACACCUUGUUGAUUCGUUUGGUUCCUACAUCAGCUACAGAAGAAGAAAUAAAGGCCCAUUUCACAGAGGCGUACCCGACCUGCGAAGUUACCGCUGUCACCCUUGGCCUUGAUGUGACCAACCUCUCGAAUCUUGAUGAGGAAAGGAUUGAAGCAGAAGAAAACCUGUGCUACUAUAAGGAUGUCCAGGAGAUAAAAGAAAUGUCUAAGAUCAAACCUCGUGUGUGUGGCCAGCUCCAGUGCUGUCGCAAAUCUUCGGAGAUUGAUGCAAUAGAGUUCUAUGCAAUUGAAGAGCAAGACCUGCUACAAAAGAUGAGGGAGCAGCUGGGAAAGGAGCCACCACGCCCCCUGGGGAUGGCCUUUGUGACCUUUAAGACCAAUGCCAUGGCCAAAUCAGUUCGAAAAGACUUCCACGUUCUCAAGUGUAACAAAUCAAUCUUCUGCUGUGGAAGGAGGCCCAAGUCUUCAUCCAAAAGCGAUGGUCUGAAAGUGAAGAAGUGGAAGGUCGAAUUCGCACCUUUGGCCAGAUCCAUCAACUGGAAGAAUCUGCCAUUGAAGGGUUUCAAAUGGAUGUGGCGAUUUCUUCUAGUCAACUUGGCCGUCUUGGCCGGGGUCACCUUACUCACAACUCCUGCCAUGAUGGUGAACCCCUUUCACAUGUCCAAUGGGACAGCACCCAUCACUGAUAUCCUGAGCCCCAUUGUCAGGCAGUUUCUCCCGAGUCUACUGCUGUGGAAGUUUUCGGCAGUGCUUCCUGCCAUAGUUCACUGGUCUACAAAUUUAGAAUUACACUGGAGCAGGUCCAGUGAGCAGCUGAGCACGAUGCGGAAACUUUACUUUUUCCUGAUCCUCCUGGUGCUCAUCCUCCCCUCACUAGGACUCACCAGGUGUUUGUUUAUGCCCGACCAAGGAGUGUUUGCUGUCAACUAUGUGAUCACAGCGGCUCUUAUGGGCUCUGUGGUGAAUUGGCUGCCGUGUUCUCAGCUACUGCGUUAUAUCAUUCGAUGGGUUUUCUCACGCUCUGCAGCUGUAGGAAAAUAUCUCAAACAGAACCAGGCCAACGAAUUUGAAUAUGGACCCAUGUAUAGCUGGACCCUCUGUACAUUCACCGUUGUUAUGGCUAACAGCUUCAUUUGUCCCAUCAUUGUGCCUGUUGGUCUACUGUGGAUGCUGUUGAGGUACUUUGUGAACAAAUACAACCUGUACUUUGUCUACCGUCCCAACCCCAUUGAUAUCCGAGUCCACAUUGAAGCUAUCGACAUGUUAAUGGCGGCGCCCAUCACUUGCCUAUUGUGGCUUUACCUCACCUUCCUCUUCACAGCAGGUUUCUGGAGCACCAUAGCUUUAUCCACCAUGUUGUUAACGUUGAUCACUUUGCUCGCCUGCAUCGCAAACAAGUUCUUUGGCUGUUUCAAAUACAUCAGGCCAAAGAAAUAUAAGGUGACAGAAGAGGCAGCUGAGAAAGACACAGAGGUAUACCUUCCAAGAGUGCUUGCCAUGAUGCAGAAGACCACCAGAUCCAGUCUAAUGGCGGAGAGCAUGCCAACUGAUUCAAGGGUAGUCAUAAUUCACGACAGGUUUCCCAAUGUAGAAAACGGCCUGAUCCUCCAAACCAGUUCAGUGGACGAAUUCAUGUCAACUGAUUCAGCGAUGAGGCAGGAGACACGUGAAGCUGCAGACAACGGUCCAGUGGCAUAG